This is a messenger RNA of Triticum turgidum subsp. durum (durum wheat), 192 nucleotides long. Lineage: Eukaryota; Viridiplantae; Streptophyta; Magnoliopsida; Poales; Poaceae. The record is from the annotation of a GenBank genome assembly.
AUGGUGACUGCAUUUAGAGCUGGCAUUGGUGCUUGGCCCAUGGAGAGAAGCCCUAAUGUACACCCAAGGUUCAGGGAGGUGAUCCAGGUUUUCAAGAAGGUUAGAAGUGAUGUCAUUGGUGACUCAUGUGAAGUUGCUUUGUUUGAUUCAAGUGCAAUUAGACCGUGGCAGCCAUGCGGAAUAUAUGCAUGA